Messenger RNA from Cavenderia fasciculata, 240 nucleotides. RefSeq lists its product as uncharacterized. The coding region runs from base 1 to 240 and encodes 79 amino acids. The transcript has a single exon. Lineage: Eukaryota; Evosea; Eumycetozoa; Acytosteliales; Cavenderiaceae. The record is from RefSeq and is a predicted model, not a curated record.
AUGGCAAUCGUCAAAACAUACUCUCUCACAUACUUUUUGUACAUCGAGUCACCAAAUACAGAAGAGAUUAGUGAACCGAACAGUUUAAUUAAUUGGUAUCUCUACUCGCCAUCAUCUUCUACAUACGUUAAAGCAAAUAAAUACAAAAAAAGCAUAGCUCACCCAAGAGCAGCACUCCAUUGGACAAAGGGAGGUAUGGUCCUCUCACUGUGGUACGUGGACGUCAGACAAGUUGCGUAA